Messenger RNA from Prunus armeniaca (apricot), 483 nucleotides. Lineage: Eukaryota; Viridiplantae; Streptophyta; Magnoliopsida; Rosales; Rosaceae. The record is from the annotation of a GenBank genome assembly.
AUGCACCAAGCUCUCAAAGCUCCUGAACAUAGCUUUGCCUACACCAAGAAAACUAUCGAACCAGCGUUUGGCCUCAAGCUCCCUAAGAUUUUUGAUAAUUUUGAAGAUAAACCUGUAGCAUCUGGAAGUAUUGCUCAAGUGCAUCGAUUGAGAGCUACUUUAAGAUUUAGGAGAGAUUUUGUUAUAAUCAAUCUGGUAGUAAAACUUUCGAACUGCAUUCCUGCUUUAAAGUUGUGGAGAUUGGAUGAGAGUGUACAGCAGUUUGCAGUUUUGAUGAUGUCUCAAGUUGAUCUUGCAAGGGAAGCUGCCCAUUUGCGUCCACUUGUGCAUCCUGCUGUUUUGGUGGAAACUUAUGAACAAGGGGAAUGUUGUCUUUGUUGGUGUCUCACCGGGCUAGCAAUAUUUGAAGUAUGGGCCCCCUCCUUUUCUUCGAGUAGAAAGAGAAGAGUUGGACCAAAUUUCAAAUGUAGCUACCUUGGGUGA